UUCUGUUUGCGAACCCCUGGAAAUGGACUAGGUAACCUUUAAAAUAAUAACAAAACGGUUUUUUGCGGCAUUUCCUUUGUUAAGCACCCAACGCCAGGUGUUUUUACGGCGCAACAGUUUUCCCCUUCAAACUUACCACCAACCCUCAGUGUGCAUAGGAAUCUACCGGAAAUUAGCUGUGGAACGAUAGGUUUGCACUGCUGAGGGAUACUAAAAAUCAAGUUCAAGUAAGUGCUGUUUCAGUGUUGUUGGUAGUAUUUUGUAGAUUUCAGAUUAGUAAUUUUUGAUUGAUUACAUGAAGAAUAUCUUUAUAUAGAAUGCUUGGUCAUGGUAUCUCCUUUAUCUAGAAUGCAAACUAAGACUUUCCCGGGUAUGUCAUCUAUGUUGCAAGAGAAAGAAAACUAUGAAGAACUCAACCAAAUUGGAAAUGGAGCGUAUGGAACUGUUUACAAAGGCAGGGAUCUUGUAAAUAAAGGAAAAUUUGUAGCCAUGAAAAAAAUUAAAAUUCCUCUAGCUCAAGAUGGUGUACCUAUGUCAACUCUCCGUGAAAUUGCUUUACUUAAGCAACUUGACCAACAAGAGCAUCCCAAUAUUGUCAAGUUAUUAGAUGUUGUGCAUGGUCCAAGAUUGUAUAAUGAGAAAUGUAUGACUUUAUAUUUAGUAUUUGAACAUAUUGAACAAGAUUUAGCUACAUAUAUGAUAAGAUGUCCUAAACCAGGAAUGUCUUCAGAAAUUAUAAAGAGUGUUAUGCGGCAAAUAUUAUCAGGUGUAGAUUUUCUGCAUUGUAACAGAGUUGUUCAUAGAGAUCUUAAACCUCAAAAUGUUCUAGUAUCUAGUGAUCUUAGAAUCAAAAUAGCUGAUUUUGGAUUAGCUAAGAUUUAUGAUUUUGAUAUGAAAUUAACCUCAGUUGUGGUUACUUUAUGGUACCGUGCACCUGAAGUUUUAUUAGGGUUACCUUAUGCAACUGCAGUUGAUAUUUGGGCUUGUGGGUGCAUAAUGGGAGAAAUGUAUCAGUUAGCGCCACUUUUUAAUGGAGAAUCUGAGGCUGAACAACUUGACCGAAUAUUUAGGUUAAUUGGACUGCCUUCAGCCAUAAAUUGGCCCAAAAAUGUUUCUUUAAUGAGGAGUUCCUUUGAAUCUUACCCACAAAUUAGUUUAAAUACUGCUAUUCCAGAACUAUGUUCUGAUGGAGCUGAUUUACUUACAGAUAUGUUGAUGUUUGACAGUACUAAAAGAGUGACAGCGAGAAAUGCUUUAAAACACCCAUACUUUAACAAAUAAAAUUUAUAUUGACUGUGGUACCCAUACAACUUUAAUUAAUUGAAUUUUAUUGUAUACAAAUCUGUAUUUGUAUCAUGAAGUCUUAGACAAUGUUAAUGUUACAACAAACAGUAUUGCAAGUUUUUAGAAGAUUAAAUACAUUCCUAAUUAGAAAUUACAAAUUUAAGUUUCGGUACAGUUAACCAUUUAGGUAGUUUUUGUUAGAACAGUUACCAGAACCAUAAUUUGGGUAAUCAUUUUUACCAUAGUAUAAAUUAAGAUCUCCUCUGCAUGUUUAUAUUUUACAUACUCCACCUUGGAUCUCUAUCAUAGUGACCCAUAUCUAUUUUCUUUAAGAUGAUAUAUUAUUUUGCUCAAUAUGUUUGCAUAAUUAUAUUGGUAAACAAAGACUUGCCACCCAUAUACAUUACUUGACAAAUCUUUUCCAUAUAUCCAUUCUUAAAUCUAUUCUGUACUUGUAAUAUUAAGGUAUUUUUUAUGUAUAACGUCUGUAAUUUAUAGUUGAUGUACUAUAAUCCAUUAGUUCAUAACUGUGUUUUAAUUUUAAGUUAAUUUGCUUUGUAUAUUAUAUUUAACUGAUUUACUAAUUGGGUUUUAAUUAUAUAAUUAAAUAAAUCUCGAUUUUUUUUUAUAUUA
This is a messenger RNA of Daktulosphaira vitifoliae (grape phylloxera), 1917 nucleotides long. RefSeq names its product cyclin-dependent kinase 4-like. The coding region runs from base 328 to 1281 and encodes 317 amino acids. Gene Ontology annotation, biological process: regulation of G2/M transition of mitotic cell cycle; regulation of gene expression; G1/S transition of mitotic cell cycle. NCBI's taxonomy places the organism in Eukaryota, Metazoa, Arthropoda, Insecta, Hemiptera, Phylloxeridae. The transcript is spliced from 9 exons. Gene Ontology annotation, cellular component: nucleus; cyclin-dependent protein kinase holoenzyme complex; cytoplasm. The record is from RefSeq and is a predicted model, not a curated record. Gene Ontology annotation, molecular function: cyclin binding; ATP binding; cyclin-dependent protein serine/threonine kinase activity.